Messenger RNA from Monopterus albus (swamp eel), 1944 nucleotides. Its product is annotated as post-GPI attachment to proteins factor 2-like. Gene Ontology annotation, biological process: GPI anchor biosynthetic process. The coding region runs from base 866 to 1630 and encodes 254 amino acids. NCBI's taxonomy places the organism in Eukaryota, Metazoa, Chordata, Actinopteri, Synbranchiformes, Synbranchidae. The transcript has 6 exons. The record is from RefSeq and is a predicted model, not a curated record. Gene Ontology annotation, cellular component: Golgi membrane; endoplasmic reticulum membrane.
CGUUUCCUGCUGCUGAAACUAACGAUCUGCUACAAAAUGAACCAAACACCAUGUGAGCGUCUCUGUGUCAAACAUGUUUCAUUCACUAACAAACAAAAAAAGAAAAACGGAAGGUAGCCUAAAUAAUACGCAGAGUGAUGGAGAAUUCAGCGGUGAUGCGCAAUCUCGCCCUGCAUCAGGCCACAGACUGCACUCAUGAUGUUUAACAAAGGCGGGGCAGUGGAUUGACAGGACGAGAUGUAAUAGGCUAUAGUUACGUAUAAUCCUUUGCAUACAGGCGAUCGGAGACACAGACAUACGCACAGUAUAUUUUAUAUACAGGAUAUGUUUAUGGAAGUAGUAACAGACGAAUAUUAAACGAAAAUGGACCCUGUUUGCUGUGGUUCAGCCCCACGGAGAGCUCCCGUCGUCCCCUAUAACACCACGUCGGGCAGUUACUGCUGUCACCAGCGGUUUGUGUUUAUAAAGAGACGCAUGCGAUCUGUGGAUCUCUUUGAUAGGCUGCGCCACCCAAACGCACUGGAGUCACAUCAGCACUGUCCUGCGCUCACUGUCUUCUUCCGGGUGCCUGUGUCCUCUUACUGAAUUUUCCUUCAGCAGCUAUCUGUCGCACAGUUCUGCAUGUUAUCAUUUGCAGGGAGAAUCACGUUCAAACCUAGUGGAUGCAAAAAUGUCGCAGGAAUCUAAGCUGGACCGAUGAUCCCCUGCUUUUUUCUAAGGGACUCCACCCCAUCUGGAAUAUUCAGGUCCAGCGUGCAGCCUGAUAAAAUGAAUGUUGUGUAGUGGUUUUGUUGACAAGCCAAUUGCUUGUAGUUGGAGUAGCAGUUAAUUGCAAACUAUAAACAGUGUGGAGAUCCAGUCUAAGAUGCUACACGACUCAAAUGUCUUGGGGCAUGAGAGGCCCCUGGUCAUCAGAAUAUCAUUCACCUCCUGUGUUCUGGGCACUGUGUGUCUACCACUGCUUGGGCUAAUAACUUGUGUCUUCAUAUCAUCUGCUUUUCAUUUUGAGGACUCUACUGGUACACAUUGCCAGGUUCCUAACUACCUGCCAUCAAUCAGCGCUUCAAUAAGCCUCAGUCCUGAGUGUUACAUAUGGCGUUUUUGCAUCGGACUGCACUCAGCACCAAGGUUCCUUGUGGCAUUCACCUACUUCAAAUUUUACAAGACACGUUUUAACUCAAAGUCCCCGGAGAGUUCACUCAGCUGCUUGAACCUGGCCUUUUCUAUUUCUGAAAACCUUGGCCUUUUGCUCCUCACAUAUGUAUCAUCCAGUGAGACAUACUUUGUACAUAAGGAAGGCUUUGUCCUGUUCAUCAUCAGCUCCCUUAUCUACAUGCUAAUAACCUGUCAUUUGUGGAAAGCUAUUAAGAAGUAUUCAUUAAGUUCUGGGGAUGCCAAGUCUCACCACUGGAAGGUGCGGUUUUUAAUUCUUAAUGUAACCUUCUGUGCUUUUGCUGGAUUCUUUUAUUGGAAACACAACAUGUAUUGUGAAUCAGGGAGUUAUACAUUUUUUGCCCUGUUUGAGUAUCUUGUGGUUUUCUCCAAUAUGGCCUUCCAUCUUACAGCAGUGUGGGACUUUAAGAGCCAGGAGGUCAUGAUCAUUUCAUCCUCUGAAGAUAAAGACUUCUGACUAGAAAAAGGAUUUAGUCCUAAAUGUGCAACCACUCAGCCAGCUGAUGAUAAUAACCUUGAUCUUGCUCAAGAGGAAGUGUGGGAUGAAGACCUUUUCCACAUAUUUUCAUGAUGAUAUCUUAGGAUUUUAGAGGGUAUUAGUGUUACAGUAGAAAAGUGUGAUCAAUCAAGUACUCUAGGGUCUAAUCAUUUAGUUGUGAGUGUAUUUUUGUUGUGGUGAGGCCUUCACCUACAUAUUGUAUGUUUUAUAAUGUUACAUUUUAGGUUUUGUACAAUGUAAUCAUACUGUAUAUGUGCCAAAGAAAAGUCAAA